AACGAUAUGUCACAUUUGACUUUUAUUAUUAAAAGCAAGGGUAUUUUUUGCAUUCUACAGCACAAUUUUGCAAUUAUUUUCUACAAAAUUUAAGUGCAAGUAAAGUGGAUUAUACACGCAGUGAAGUAAUUACACGCAGCUAAAAUGCGUGAACUACCGAAAACACUCAGCAUUACGGUGACCACACCUGGGAGCACAGCGCCAUCGGGUGCACCAUCGUCUGCGGGAAGGCAAGCUAGUCUUGAAGACAUACAUUUGGAUCAGUUUCUUAAGACGUCAAACUAUGAGGACACAGUGAAACAAUUGGAUAUUUACUAUGGCAUUGUCAAACGCCAAUUACUGCGCUUCCAAAGUCCCAUAACUGGCCUUUUCCCGAUUAUGAGCACGGAUCAUGAAGUAGGUUCGGUGCGUGAUAGUGUAUAUUGUGCAGCUGCUGUAUGGAGUUUAUACCAAGCGUAUCGACGAAUUGAUGAUGAUCGCGGCAAGUCAUAUGAGUUAGGACAAUCGACUGUGAAAUGUAUGCGGGGCAUACUCGAGUGCUGGGUGAAGCAAGCGCAUCGUGUUGAAGUUUUUAAACAACGACAAUCGAAUCAAUAUGCUUUACAUGGUAAAUUUCAUUUACAUACUGGUGAAGAAAUUUACGCCGAUGAUGCCUAUAAUCAUCUGCAAAUCGAUUUAGUAUCUUUGUAUAUAAUAUUCCUAGUGCAAAUGAUCACAUCGGGCUUACAAAUCAUAUACACGCAAGAUGAAGUAGCUUUUGUACAAAACUUGGUAUACUAUGUUGAACGCGCUUAUCGCACACCCGAUUUUGGCAUGUGGGAGCGUGGCUCCAAAUACAAUAAUGGCACACCUGAAAUACAUGCUUCCUCUAUUGGUAUGGCUAAAUCUGCAUUGGAAGCUAUUAAUGGUUGUAAUUUAUUUGGUGAAAAAGGCGCUUCUUGGAGUGUUGUUUAUGUUGACAUUGAUGCGCACAAUCGUAACCGCAGUAUUUUUGAAACCAUGUUACCAAGGGAAUCAAGCUCCAAGGGUGUUGACUCUUCAUUAUUGUUGACGUUAUCUUUUCCCGCCUUCGCAUCGCAUGAAGAACGCUUAGUUGAGCAAACAAAGCACAAUGUCAUUACACGUCUACGUGGUAAGCGCGGUUUUAAACGCUUCAGUCGUGAUGGUUUUCUUAGCAAGCUGGAGGAGAAAAAUAGACGUUACUAUCACAACGGCGAAUUGAAGGACUUUGAAGGUCACGAAUGUGAAUGGCCUUUGUUUUAUAUCGAAAUGAUUAUUGAUGGCGUUUUCAAGAGUAACUCUGAACAAAUUGAAGAAUAUCAAAAUGAAUUACGCAAUUGCUUGCAUACCGAUGUGAAUGGCGAUCCUGUCGUUACUAUGUAUUAUGCCCCAGAUGGUGAAGGCUCUUACGUACGCUCACCCUCACAAUCACUAUUCCUUUGGGGUCAAUCAAUGUUCAUUAUAGCCCAAUUACUUACUGCUGGCCUGUUGCAUAUCAACGAAUUGGACCCGAUUCGUCGAUAUUUGCCCAGCUAUAAUCGUCCACGACGGGCUGGCCGCUAUUCAGCCUUUCAGGGAAAAGCCACCGAUGACAAACAUGCCACAGCGCGUGUACCAUUAAUACUGGAUGUCAAAGAGGGCACUGCCACAGAUUUGGUUGUGCAAAUUGUAUUAAUUGCUGAAUCGCAACGCUUGCAAGCAAUGAUGGCCACCUAUGGCAUACAAACACAGACACCGCAUGAGGUUGAACCCGUGCAAAUUUGGUCUUCCACCGAGCUCAUUAAGGUUUAUCAACAUUUGGGCGUAAAUAAUAAAGUUGGCCUAACUGGUCGCCCUGGCCGUCCGGUGGGCUCACUGGGCACUAGUAAAGUCUAUCGCAUCUGCGGCAUGACUGUACUCUGCUAUCCGUUGAUUUUUGAAGUGUCCGAUUUUUAUUUGUAUCGUGACAUGGCGCUGCUUAUUGAUGAUAUUAAAACAGAGCUGCAAUUUGUGGGCAAAUAUUGGCGUCUCUCUGGCCGUCCCACCGUGUGCUUACUCAUACGUGAGGAGCAUAUGCGUGAUCCGCAAUUUAAAGAAAUGCUUGACUUGCUGGCGAUGCUGAAGAAAGGUUAUUGUGAUGGCAUGAAAGUGCGUAUUGGACGUUUGCAGAAUUUAAUCAGCAGCUCGUGUAUUGAACAUCUUGAUUUUAUGAAUCAGAGCCAUUUAACGGACAAUGAGAAUGCUUUUGUGCAAAUCAAUCAUGAGUAUAUUGGCUAUCAGUCGCUCACGGAUGUGCCAAAAGCGUUAACAUAUGUUGAGCAGAAAAUAUCACUGGAACAUUUUAAACAUAAGCCCACACAUGAAAUCAUCGACACUAUGCGUAGCACUGAAUCCAUUUAUUGUCUCUGUCAAUUGUGGGGAAUUUUAUUGGAACGUGAAGGCCCAAAUUUCGAAGUGAACGGCUUGAGCGUUAAUCAAGCGCUCACACAACUCUAUCACCGCGCUGGUUCGCUACGUUAUUGGCGUGCUGUGCGCUAUUGCUCAUCUUUACUGCAUCAUAUUGUCGAUUCGAUUAGUCCUUUUAUUACUACGGUACUGGUGAAUGGCAAGGAAUUGACUGUAGGUGUUAUUGGUCAGAAGGAGACGAAUUUCGAUAAACCUAUGACACCGGCGGAGAUACAAAAUGUUAUGUACACCACCGUGCAACCGUACAAUGUGAUACAGGCGGUUCUGCAACAGGAGGUGGUGCUGUAUUGUGGUCGCUUGAUUGCCACUAACCCGUCCAUGUUUAGGGGUAUAUUGAAGAUACGCAUUGGUUGGGUGCUAGAGGCCAUGCGCCUUUACCUGCAGAUGUCCGGUCAAGAAUCGAUUGAUUUGGAAAAUCUUUCUCCCUACCAAGUGCGUAUACUUUUACAAAAAGCACUAACUGUAAGCGAAUGGGCUGCAGAGGAAAAACUCACCACCUUGCAACGUCGCCAAUUAGAGGGUUGCCUUUGUCGUGUACCAAAGAAUUUCUAUAAUAAAAUUUGGGAAAUUCUACAACGAACACAAGGUAUUACCACACAGGGCCAUUUGUUACCCACCGUGCCGACGCUAACGAAUAUGAGUCGUGGUGAAAUCACUUUUUCGCUGUUAGUUGAGGAGACGCUAAUGUGUAUAGACUGUCCAGAAAGGCGACAAAUCACCGUAGAGCUGCUGUGCAUCAUAGCGACGAUACUGAAUCGCAAUCCUGAAUUGCAUUUCAAACAAGCGCUGGAUAUAGAUGACGUACUCAGCGAGGCGUUCUCAAUGUACUGCAAGGACAAUAAUAUUGAACGUACCAACGACAAUAACAUGACACCCUUCUACGCUCUCAUUUACACGGAAACCACAGGUUAUUUAGCGCGUGCUGCUGUCAAUAAAGUACUACAAGGCGGCGCUUUAUCUACCUUAGAUGAGAAUGGUUUCACAGACGGCACUGAACAUAUGCAUGAUGAAACUUGUCGCGUCUCGUAAAGUCAAAAGCAAUAUUCGUAUUGGAUUUCCUAGCGCUUGCCAAAGUUAUUAGUCUUUAAUUUGCAGUAAGCAUAAUGUAAACUGCAUAUAAACAUACUAUUUAUAUAUAUAUAUAUAUAUAUGCAUACGUAUAUUUAGCACGCGUAUCACAUGCGAACAUUGCAACAGCUGAUAUUAAUCAUUGAGUGUUAGUCAAAUUAUUAUGCACAACUCACAUUUAUAAUACAUUUUUCUAAAUAAUUUGUUGAUUUUACAGUUUACGAGCGUCUCGAUACUUUCGCUCUCUAAAAUAUUAGAGUUACCAAGUAUUUUAGUGCUUGCUCUAUAGCUUGCAUUGCUGACAACAUUUAAAUUAUGCAGUCCUCUCUGUUAGCCGCGUCAAAUCAAAUUAUUAUAGUUUGUAACUCUAUUUGUUCUGUGAGUAUUUUAGGUCAGUUUCUUAAAGCUCGAAUGUCAUGAACAAUUUAUUUACUAUAAAAUUCGUCCUUUUCCGAAAACAUACAGCAUAUCAGAUAUAUUUGUUAUUUACGCAUAAUUUCACAUUAUAUUUAUUGGAAAUAUAUUUUUCAAAUGUGUUUAUGAAAUAAAAUUGCAAUUUUUUUCAAUAAAACUCAUGUGCUAAAUCGAAUACCGAAUAAGAGCUUCUUUCACACGGUGAACUGCCU
Molecule: messenger RNA, 4139 nt
Organism: Ceratitis capitata (Mediterranean fruit fly)
Lineage: Eukaryota; Metazoa; Arthropoda; Insecta; Diptera; Tephritidae
Product: probable phosphorylase b kinase regulatory subunit beta
Exons: 17
Coding region: 145-3474 (1109 amino acids)
Biological process (GO): glycogen metabolic process
Cellular component (GO): phosphorylase kinase complex
Molecular function (GO): calmodulin binding
Source: RefSeq, a predicted model, not a curated record